CUUGAAGGCGGCAUUUUUCCGAAGCAGCUGAGGAUACAUGGAGAGGAUACAUGUAGCGGUGAAACACGACAAACGUAGCAGAUGAUACUUUGAUUUAAAAUACUUCUGCUUGAAUGUAUCCAUUAUGAACACACCUUAAAAACAGUCGUCUUAUUUAAGUCUGCAGCGGAACUAAUGGAGAGUUAAGACUGUUAUUAGCCUACUAUAGGGUUUGCUGAAUUCCAUACACAACCAAACUUACAACUAGUGUGCCAGUGUGCUAAAAUGCCUACUGAGGUAAAGCAGAGGAAGAAAUCACCAAAACAAAGUGACGAAGUGUCGGAGACGUCGGCUUCAAAUGGUAAAGAUGAAGAUAAAAAAACCAAAACGCAAGCUGGAAACUACGCAGCAGCAAAUAAGACAUCUUCGUGUUUUGAUACGAGAAGCAUAAUGUGCUUAUUGUCGCUUGCUGCAUGUGGAGCUUUGAGUUGGAUGGUGCUGCAACAGAACGAGAGGUUCUCGGCAAUGGAGGAAAAGUUCAAACUCUUACAUGGAACUUCAAGUCUGUUUAACAUGGAGGAAGAAGUGCUUAAAGUUUCUAAAAAGCUUGCCGCCUCUGAGGACGACCUGCAGGAAGCGCUCUCCACUGUUUCCUUGGCAACAAGACUCCAGCAGGACAUCUCCACUCUCCACGCUUCUGUCAUGGCCAUGCAAGCCGACGAGAACUCUGCCAGCCGUGACCUGCAGACCGUCAACGCCCACUUCCUCAAUGUAACGGAGACGUGGCAGGAACGACUGGCCGCCAUCUCCUCUGACCUGGCUGCUCUGAAGGCCGAGUCCCGGGAAGCCCAUGCUGGAGCCACAGACCAGGUGAACGAGGCCGAACGGAGGGCCCGGUUGCUGGAAGAGAGGUUGCAGGAGCUCGAGGACAGCACCAAGAGGAAUGCCCGAGUUCUGGAACGCACAGAGGAGGACGACACUAAGCGAACACAGGAACAUUUAGACUGGAACACCAAGCAGAUCCACCACCUGGAGGUGCAGAUCAGCAGCCUGAGCAAGAAGGAGGCGGAGCUCACCGCUCAGCUGGAGGAGCACAUCCCCCGGGCACAAGAGUGUGAGAGGCACCUUCCGCAGGUGGAGGAGGCUGUGCGCGCCAUCCUGAGGCUGGGGGGUGACCUGAGUGGGGCGGAGAAACGUCUCGAGGAGGUGACGUUGCAGGUGUUUGGGACUGAAGACAGCAUGUUGAAAGCUCUGAAUGAAAUCCUGGAGAUCAGGCAGGAGCUGGACACACUGCACGCUCAAAACAGCAUCCUCAAGAUGAAGAACGAGCUCUCCGUGGUCAAGGAGGCAGUCCGUGAACUCACCAUGGUCCUGAAGGAAAAUACGAUCGACAGCCAGCGGGACGCUUUAGAGGAAGAAGGCUGGAAGGAGGAGGAGGAGGAGGAGCCCUGGGAGGAAUGGGAAAAAGAUGAAGAAAUGACUCAACCUCUUCCUGGUGACAUCACUGAAUGAUGUCACUCCUUUGAGCCGACUAGGGAAGAGGAGUGUGUCUGAAUUUUCUGCCGAAGACUAAAAGACUUAUGUGAAUGUUUUUCAAUAUGUGCACCUCAGUCUCAUGUCACUGCAUUAAAGUUUCCUGAUUUCAACAUGAA
This is a messenger RNA of Labrus bergylta (ballan wrasse), 1631 nucleotides long. RefSeq names its product IKBKB interacting protein (gene ikbip). Lineage: Eukaryota; Metazoa; Chordata; Actinopteri; Labriformes; Labridae. The record is from RefSeq and is a predicted model, not a curated record.